CAAAAAAGAGGAAAUAGUGCAGGUGCGUGGCGCGGCCGGGGCUAGUUUUAACAGUAACACAAACACAAGCGCUCGCUCGAGAGAUUGUUAGGUGCACGCUUGGGUUUUCCUGUUUACUUCGAUCAAAAUAAUUAGAAAAGAAAAAAAAUUAAGGGCGGAAUUCAAUGGCCGAAGCGUAUUGGAGGUACAGCGACAUCCGGCAGCAGGCCCCGGCGACUCUUCAGUUGCCGGUCGCGAAACGUCCUCGUUCUGAUUACGAUGUGCCUAGUGGCCAUGAAUUGUCGAACUACUAUGCUCACGAAGAUGAAAGGGUAUCACACCGUGUCAUCAGAGAUACUGACCCUAUUGGAGCAUCUUAUGACCGUUACCUACGUAGCUCGCAAUUGUCAUCUUACUCUGGUGGGGAGUCUGCAAGAUCAAUGAGUAAUGGACUUGGUGGACAUCCUGUUGAUGAUCCGCGAAUUGUGGGCAUGGGGGGAUCUGAUUUAGCUAUGAGCACAAAGAGCCGGAGCAUGGGUGUAGGUGGUGGAAGAUCUGAACUUCCUCUUCCUCCUGAUGCUUCCAGUACGCUGUUUGUGGAGGGCUUGCCUGCCAAUUGCACACGUCGAGAAGUUUCUCAUAUAUUCCGCCCCUUUGUAGGCUACAAAGAAGUGAGGCUUGUAACCAAAGAUUCGAGGCAUCCUGGAGGUGAGCCGUUGGUCCUUUGUUUUGUUGAUUUUGCAAGUCCAGCUUAUGCAGCUACUGCAAUGGAUGCAUUACAAGACAAACUUAAUCUUGCAGGUUAUAAAUUCGACGAGCAUGACCGUGAUUCUGUGCGUCUAAGGCUGCAAUUUGCUCGCUACCCUGGUGCAAGGUCGGGUGGCGGGCAUCGUGGAAAACGCUGAAUUAUGCAGCUACAGGACCUACCACGAGAGAUGAUACGAUGCCUUGGACUUUUGCGAAUUACAUCGUUUUCCAAAUGGACGCUUUCCCUAGGUCCAGCUUGAAUUGGGUGGGUUGCCGUAUUUGAGUGGUGGCUGCUGAUGUCUUAAGAGCGUGUUAGUGUUUUCUAUUGCUGUUGUUUUUCGUCUCAAAAUCUGGUAUCUAUUCUGAAGUUGGAGGGCAUGCGGGAUAAUGUUAUAGGUCAUGGCAGAUGAUCCUUAUCCUUUUGGCCUUCAAAAUAUAGGAGACUCUUAUACAAGUUAAUGUAAACUAAGUGCGAUUUAUUUAGUUUACUAUUGUGCCAUAUGAUGGUUUUUAAGCUUGUUUACUGAAUCUGUGCUUGAUGAGCACUAUAGCUAUUUCACCCUUUUCCUUCUUUUAUUCUUUUUUUUUUAAAUUACGAUGACGCAACAGACUAUUCAUUUUCUGCCCUAGUUCUUUGGUUCA
Coffea arabica (coffee) is the source of this 1368-nucleotide messenger RNA. Its product is annotated as RNA-binding protein 2-like. The record is from RefSeq and is a predicted model, not a curated record. Lineage: Eukaryota; Viridiplantae; Streptophyta; Magnoliopsida; Gentianales; Rubiaceae. Gene Ontology annotation, molecular function: RNA binding.